UAACCAAGACACAACAAAUACCGGUUUGGUUUCAAAAUUACGAUUUAAUCUCAACCACAUUUUGCAUUGAUAGAAAAGAAGUAAUGGCCUCAAUGAAAGACUCCGACCCAGACACCCAGGUGACCUAUGAUGACCAACAGAAAAUAAACAAGUUUGCCCGGAACAAUGCUAAACUUCAGGACCUCAAGGAUGAGCUGGACAAUAAAAAGAAAGAGCUGCAAAACUUGGAGGAUGCUGGUGAUGAAAUGUUGAUGGUAGAUGAUGCAAUAGUCCCAUACCAGAUAGGAGAAGUGUUUGUCAGUCUGGAGGUGGAGAGUGCCAAUGAGAUGUUGGAAAAGGCAAAGGAGAACACACAGGGAGAGAUCAAGGUCCUAGAACAAAAGUGUGAAUCUAUACAGACUCUGCUGCAAGAUCUUAAAGUCAAACUGUAUGCAAAGUUUGGAAACAAUAUUAAAUUAGAAGCUGAUGAGGAAUAAAUAGCAUUGAUAUCUUGUAUUUCAUUAGAUGAUUUAUUAUUAUCCCAAACUUUGCUGGAGAAGUACGUACAGUGGAAGGUCAUCACUUAUAAUUGUGUUAUGAACAGUUGUUUAAAUACAAUAAGUGAGCCAGCUGCUCAGUGGUGGAAAUUUUUGUACACCUAAACACGUAUAAUUAGCUAAUUCGUGCAUACUGAUGUAUAUGGUAUACCAAUAAAUUUUGAAGCUCUUUGAAAAAA
Ostrea edulis (European flat oyster) is the source of this 715-nucleotide messenger RNA. RefSeq names its product prefoldin subunit 4-like. The record is from RefSeq and is a predicted model, not a curated record. The coding region runs from base 84 to 476 and encodes 130 amino acids. Gene Ontology annotation, cellular component: cytoplasm; prefoldin complex. Gene Ontology annotation, biological process: protein folding. The transcript has 4 exons. NCBI's taxonomy places the organism in Eukaryota, Metazoa, Mollusca, Bivalvia, Ostreida, Ostreidae.